This is a messenger RNA of Labrus mixtus (cuckoo wrasse), 4005 nucleotides long. RefSeq names its product tight junction protein 2a (zona occludens 2) (gene tjp2a). The transcript is spliced from 25 exons. The record is from RefSeq and is a predicted model, not a curated record. Gene Ontology annotation, molecular function: cell adhesion molecule binding. NCBI's taxonomy places the organism in Eukaryota, Metazoa, Chordata, Actinopteri, Labriformes, Labridae. Gene Ontology annotation, biological process: cell-cell junction organization; cell-cell adhesion; establishment of endothelial intestinal barrier. Gene Ontology annotation, cellular component: bicellular tight junction; plasma membrane. The coding region runs from base 340 to 3996 and encodes 1218 amino acids.
CGUGAACACUACACACCUGCAGUCCCUAAACCACGCCCACAUACCUGAGAGAAACCAGGAAAUCACACUACCAGGACGUGAAGGAGAAUCAAAAUAGUCGUCAAAAAAACUUCGUCCCGUGGAAACCCUCGUCGUCCUCGUAUCCUUCAAAUCUACAACUACCUUUGGAUUAACCUGUGAGCACACAAAAGAGGAAAGCAGCGGAGGUUCACCUGGGACCAGCCUGGCAUUGACCAGACCAGCACUGAACUGCUCAAGUCCGGCCGCAAGUUCUGCUGGUCCAGAGAAGCCCAGUAUCUGUAUCUGCGCCGUCUCUCUUCACGCAGCUACUCGGCUAUUAUGAUGAACCCGGCCAUGGAGGAGACCGUGUGGGAGCAGUACACUGUGACCCUGCAGAGGGAUCCAAAGAUGGGCUUUGGUAUCGCAGUGUCAGGGGGGAGGGACAACCCGAACGAGGAUAGCGGAGAGACAUCCAUCGUGGUCUCUGACGUCCUGCAGGGAGGACCCGCUGAUGGCUUGUUGUUUGAGAAUGACCGAGUGGUGCAGGUGAACGCCAUCCCCAUGGAGGGAGCCAUCCACUCCUUUGCCGUGAAUACUCUCAGGAAGUGUGGCAAAGUGGCAAAAAUUACAGUCAAGAGGCCCAGAAAAGUUCCAGUCAAUCUGCUGAAUCGUCCUCCCUCCCCUGAUGACAGAGUCUUCAACACCGAUUACAAUGAUGAAUACAACUAUGACCAGGACCACCGGAGUGUGUACAGCGGGCGGAGUGUUGGCGGGCGGGACCACAGCGGGGAGAGGGAGCGUGGUGGAGGCGGCUACACGGAUUCUGGCUACCAGACACGUGAACGUGACUACGACAGGGAUUAUGAUCGGAAGGAACGUGGCAGGAGCGCAGAGAGAGACCUGAGCCCGGACCGACAGUACAGGAGAGAUGGCAGCAGAGGGCGCGUGUUAGACAAAGAACGCAGCCCGGAUCGCCGCUACAAGAGCGAGCACAUGCUGGACCGGGACUACAGCCCAGACAGAAGGCCCCGAGACCGCAGCCCGGAUCGGCGCUAUCGCAGUGAGAGAGCCCUGGACAGGGAGUUCAGCCCAGACCGACGUUACCGCAGCGAGCGGACACUUGACCGCACCAACAGCCCGGCACGAGGUCGUGGACGAGACCACAGCUUCGAGAGAGGGCGUGAACAUAUACCCGCUGACCCCAGAAAGCACGAUGAGCCUCUGAGGAAGAGUGGGAGCAGAGACCGCCUGGACCGUACGCCGUCACCUGCAGCAAUGCCCAUCCCUCUGUCCCGCCCUGCUCGGGACCUGGAGCCGCUGGAGAAACCCUUAAAUGUGAUGCUGCUGAAGAACCGACCCAACGAAGAGUAUGGCCUCCGUCUGGGCAGCCAGCUCUUCAUCAAAGAGAUGACCAGCACAGGACUGGCCAGCAGAGAUGGGAAUCUCCAGGAAGGUGACAUCAUAUUAAAGAUAAAUGGCACAGUGACAGAAAACCUGUCCCUCUCUGACGCUGGGAAGCUGAUCGAGAAGUCUCGUGGGAAGCUGCAGCUGGUGGUGCAGAGAGACAGACGGCAGGUGCUGAUCCGAGUCCCCCCGAUGGUCGACAGCGACUCUGAGCUCGAUGAUAUCUCCGAAAUAGAAUCGUACCGCUCCUACUCUCCGCAGGAUGACAGGCGAGGGCAUCACUCCGACCUCUCCUCCCACUCCUCCAAUGAGAGGCUCAGAGACAAGCCCAGGGAAGACCCGCCCAAUAGGCUGGCAAAAAUGGGAGCCAUGCCAACCCCAUUCAGAGCGCCCGACAGAGCUGUUGAAGACACGCCCCCUUUGCAGGCAGAGAGGGAGGAGCCACGCUCAGAAACACCUCCAGAAGUCCCAGCACACAAUGUAGCCCCAAAGGUUUACGCGCCCCCGAAGGUGCUGCUAAAGCCGAGCAUAGAGGACCAGGAUGUAUACGGGCCGAACACGGUGAUGGUUCAGUUCCAGAAAGGAGACAGCGUGGGUCUGAGGCUGGCCGGAGGGAAUGAUGUCGGUAUCUUCAUUGCUGGCGUUCAGGAAGACAGUGCAGCUGAGAAGGAGGGCCUUCGCACAGGAGACCAGAUCAUGAAGGUCAACAACAUUGACUUCAGAGGCAUGGUGCGUGAGGAUGCUGUCCUCUACCUUCUGGAGAUUCCUAAAGGGGAAGAUGUUACCAUUCUGGCUCAGAGCAAACCUGAAGUGUACAAGGACAUUUUGGCGUCUGGCAGAGGCGAUUCUUUCUUCAUCAGAACCCACUUUGAGUACGAGAAGGAGGCUCCUCAGAGCCUUCCCUUCAGCAGAGGAGACAUCUUCAAAGUGACUGACACGCUCUAUGACGGUAAACUGGGCAACUGGCUGGCUAUCCGCUCUGACAAAGACAACAAGCUGCUGGAGAAAGGAAUCAUCCCCAAUAAGAGCAGAGCAGAACAAAUGUCCAACGUGCAGAAUGCUGCUCGGGCAGCCUCAGGUAACGACAGAGGUGACUUCUGGAGGCUGAGAGGUCAAAGAGCUGCGAAGAAGAAAGACUUAAGAAAGAGCAGAGAGGAUCUGAGUGCAGCCCCGGUCACUACACGAUUCCCCGCCUACGAGAGAGUGGUGUUACGUGAAGCUGGUUUCAGGAGACCCGUUGUGAUAUUUGGACCCAUUUCUGAUGCUGUAAAUGAAAAACUUGCCAACGACAUGCCCAAUGAGUUUGUGGUUGCCAAAACGGAGCCCAAAGAUGCAGGAAGUGAGAAAUCCUCUGGAGUCGUCAGACUGAACACCAUCAGACAAAUCAUCGAACAGGACCGUCAUGCUCUGCUGGAUGUGACUCCCAAAGCUGUGGACACUCUGAACUACACCCAAUGGUAUCCCAUCGUGGUCUUCCUGAACCCGGACAGCAAGCAGGGCGUCAAGACCAUGAGGAACCGUCUCAUGCCCGGAUCCAGCCGCAGUGCACGCAAACUUUACGAGCAGUCGGUCAAGCUGAGGAAGACGUGCUCGCACCUUUUCACUUCAACUAUCGACCUGAACUCUGCUAACGACGCGUGGUACGGCAGUGUGAAAGAUUCCAUUCAGGAGCAGCAGGACAGAGCUGUGUGGGUGUGUGAGGGCAAGCUGGAUGGUUCAGAGGAGGACCUGGAUCUCCAUGACGACCGCAUGUCCUACCUGUCGGCGAUGAGUGCAGACUACCUGAGCAUGGACAGCCGCCUGACCAGCGACUAUGAAGACACAGCAGAUGAGGGCGGGGCUUACACUGACAACGAGCUGGACGAGACGCUGGACGAGCCGCAGCCGGUGUCAGCCAUCAGUCGAUCCUCAGAGCCCGUAAUGCCAGACGAGAAGUCUCACCCUGAACCCCGGGCUCGUCUCAGGUCAGGGAGCAGAGAUCUGGCGCACAGAGAGCCGAGCCCUCCCCCCUCUUUUGUCCCUGAACCCCCAAAGUCCUCUACUGUACAGGUGAGGGCUCAGACUCGGACGGACUCAUCGAGGAGCUACGACUCCCACUCCAGCAGCACCAUCAGCAGUGACGCAACGGGUGGAAACAAACCAGCUCCCCCUCCCGUCUCCCUGAAGCCAAGCAUGAGCCGUCUGAACCAAACACCUGAGGAGCAGCGACCACUGACAGAGGAGGAAGACCCUGCAAACAAAUCCUUCCUGGGCAAGGUUGGCAUCAUAUUUAUCAAAGCUUUUGAGAAGAUGGACCACUUGGCCCGAGCUCAGAGGAUGCUGGAGCUGCAGGAGGCAGAAAAUGCUCGACUGGAAAUCGCACAGAAGCAUCCAGACAUCUACGCCGUCCCAGUAAAACUGCCAAAACCCAACCUCAACCGUCCUCAGCCAAUAGGUUCCAGCUCCAACCCCGAGCAGCAGACUCCCUUCAGGCCACAUUACUCAGAGAGCAGAGGACAUGAGGACGACGAGGCCGAGUACCGCCGGCAGCUGGCCGAACAGACCAAGAGAGGAUACUACAACCCUCAGAGAUACAAAGACACCGAGCUGUAGGCAUGGCAA